AUGUCGACGGCCAAGGAGAUUCGCAACAAGAUAUUCAGCCAGGCCGCUGGGGGAGCAGAGGGCGCCGCUGCUCCUACUACUGAUCAAGGGCUAACUAUUGAUAUUCCCAAACCUAUCUCUGCACCCGCUGCACCAGUUCCCUUGCCCAAGACCAAUAAGCCCAAGGUCGAAGAGGAGGUCGAGAGUGAGCCCCAAGGAGAUACGCGCUCUUACCGCCAGAAGGUUCUCGAUGCUCUCGGAACUUCCUAUACCAGUGUUGAGAACUAUCGUCUGGAGCAAGAUGGGCGCAAGGAGCGUCAUUGGAAACGUUGGGGACCGUAUCUUGCCGAAAGGCAGUGGGCCACUGUUCGUGAGGAUUAUUCUGGGAAUGGAGAUGCUUGGGCCAACUUUCCUCACUCUGCCGCUCGUUCUCGCGCCUACCGUUGGGGCGAAGAUGGAAUAGGCGGUGUCUCUGACAACCACCAGCGCUUGUGCUUUGCCCUUGCCCUCUGGAAUGGUGAAGACCCCUUCCUCAAAGAACGCUUGUUUGGUGUGACCGGUCCUGAGGGAAACCAUGGUGAAGACUGCAAGGAGCUUUACUACUAUUUGGAUUCUACGCCAACGCAUUCUUACAUGAAGUUCCUGUACAAAUAUCCUCAACGCCGAUUCCCAUACGAAGAGCUCGUCCGCGAGAGCGUCAGCCGCGGUCGCGAUGUCCCCGAGUUCGAGAUUCAUCAUACUGAGGCGUUCGAGGAUGAUCGAUACUGGGACGUAUUCAUCGAGUACGCUAAAGAUGCAGACGACCCUGAAGCUAUGUCUAUCCGUAUCACGGCUUACAAUCGCGGGCCAGAGCCGGCUGACCUGCAUAUCAUUCCUCAACUUUGGUUCCCUAAUACCUGGUCCUGGACUCAUAAUCCUCCUCCACGCCCACAACUGAAGCUCAUCGCUCCAGGUACUGUUCAAGUAACCAACGAGAAACUUUCAACCCCCCCGUACAUGUAUUGCAUCCCUUCUCCUCCCCCAGUUGGUCCUAUUGCAGAGGGCGAAGAUGUUGUCGAGGUCGAAGGUGAUGGAGUUACUCCAAACAUGCUUUUUACCGAGAACGAUACAAACUACGAGCGUCUGUAUGGAGGCAAGAACUCCAGCCCAUAUGUUAAGGAUGCAUUCCACGACCAUAUCGUCCCCGAGCAUCGCCCCCUUAUCGACGACGACACUGGCACUGAGAAGAGAGAAACCGAGAUCCUUGCGGAAAAGGGCAAGACAGAGGAAGCGAUCAGAAAGUCACCGGUCACGCCCACUGUACGAGCACCUCCUCGCCCCUGGGAUGAGCAAAGGGGUGAUCGGCCAUUUGUUAACCCGAAAAAUGAGGGUACUAAAUGCGGGGCGCAAUACGUUUUCAAGGCGGUCCCUCCCCGUGGAGGUUGUGCCGUAGUUCGUCUCAAACUUACCCCUCACACCCCAAACAAGGAUCCGUCGAUAUGGGAUGAAGAGUUAUUUGACGACACUAUAGACGAGCGUCGCCAGGAUGCAGAUGAAUUCUACGCCCGGCUUUCCACUGGGUCCGGAGGUGUCACAGAUGAUUUGAGGGCGAUUAUGCGUCAAGCUUUGGCAGGAAUGAUGUGGAGCAAGCAGUUCUACCAGUUUAUUCACAAGGAAUGGAUGGAAGGUGACCCCGCUCAGCCUCCUCCACCUCCGGAACGCAAGUGGGUCAGGAAUAGGGAGUGGAGACACUUGCAUAUUGCCGAUGUUCUUUCAAUGCCUGAUAAGUGGGAAUACCCCUUCUUUGCCGCGUGGGACACUGCUUUCCAUUGUAUCCCAUUGGCGAUGGUAGACCCAGCAUUCGCGAAGAAGCAGCUUGAUUUGCUUACUCGAGAGUGGUAUAUGAAACCUGAUGGUGCAUUACCUGCCUACGAAUGGAACUUUUCCGAUGUAAACCCUCCGGUACACGCUUGGGCAACUUUCCGUGUCUUCAAGAUCGAGCGAAAACUGACAGGAAACGAGGACGUCCCGUUCCUCGAACGAGUCUUCCAGAAGCUCUUACUCAAUUUCACGUGGUGGGUAAAUCGCAAAGAUGCGGGGGGACACAACGUGUUUGAAGGAGGAUUUUUGGGGCUCGAUAACAUUGGUGCUUUCAACCGGAGUGAACCCCUGCCGACCGGAGGUGUACUCCGUCAAGCAGACGGAACAGCCUGGAUGGCUUUCUAUUGUUUGAACAUGCUGAAUAUGGCACUUGAGCUUGCCAAGCAUAAUAGCGUGUACGAGGAUAUUGCAAGCAAGUUCUUCGAGCAUUUCAUCUUUAUCGCCGAUGCCAUGACUUACCGCCAAGGUGAUAACGAAUUAUCCCUUUGGAACGAGGAGGAGGGCUUCUACUUUGAUGCCAUUCAAUGGGGCGAAUCUCACUCUCAACAAAUGCCCAUCCGUUCACUUGUCGGAUUGAUUCCGUUGUACGCAACGCUCGUCUUGGAACCAAGUGUGAUCAAUAGGUUCCCUGGGUUCAAGAAACGUAUGGAAUGGUUUAUUGACAAUCGACCGGAGAUUUCAGCACGUAACAUGGCAAACAUGAAAGCUCGCGGAAGGGGUGAGCGUAGGCUCUUGGCGCUCACGAACAAGGACCGUCUGGUGAGAAUUCUAGAGAAGAUGCUUGAUGAGUCCGAGUUCUUCAGCGACUACGGAAUUCGAUCGAUGUCGCUUUACCACAAGGACCACCCAUGGUCGAUCAACGUGAAGGGCCAAGAUUUCGGUGUUGAAUACUGGCCUGGUGAUUCCAGAUCUGGUAUGUUCGGUGGUAACUCCAACUGGCGUGGCCCUAUUUGGCUUGCUGUAAACUUCCUGCUGGUCGAGUCCCUUCAACGAUUCCACCAAUACUACGGGAACGAUCUCCAGGUUGAAUGCCCUACCGGAAGUGGCGAUUAUAUGGAUCUGGCCAAGGUCGCCGACGAAAUUCAGCAUCGGCUCAUUCAUAUCUUUGGAAGAGAUAUGGAGGGUCGUCGCGCGACCAACGGCGGAGACGAGAAACUCGAUCGCGACCCUCACUUCCGCGAUUAUGUUCUCUUCCACGAGUUCUUCCAUGGUGAUGAUGGUCGUGGGUUAGGAGCGUCUCAUCAGACAGGAUGGACCGGACUGGUCGCGUUUUCUAUUAUGCAAAGUGGUUUGUCCUGCAGAUUACCUCGCACUCCAAAGACACCUCGCAGCGUGGCACGCCACUACUUCGAUGAACAUAUCGAUACCGUCUCUGAAGCAGGUGAUGCCCCCUUCUCCGCUUACAGCGCUAUCGACCGCAACACGUUUGGCGACGUUUCUCCCGAUGCGCUCUAG
Rhizoctonia solani is the source of this 3294-nucleotide messenger RNA. Its product is annotated as glycoside hydrolase family 63 protein. The record is from RefSeq and is a predicted model, not a curated record. Bases 1 to 3294 code for a protein of 1097 amino acids. Gene Ontology annotation, cellular component: endoplasmic reticulum membrane. Gene Ontology annotation, molecular function: Glc3Man9GlcNAc2 oligosaccharide glucosidase activity. The transcript has 12 exons. Lineage: Eukaryota; Fungi; Basidiomycota; Agaricomycetes; Cantharellales; Ceratobasidiaceae. Gene Ontology annotation, biological process: protein N-linked glycosylation; oligosaccharide metabolic process.